AGAACCACUCAUUGUUUUGCCGCCAGGUUUCGAAAUGAUGACUGAUUACAACGCGUAAAACUGGGAAAAUAUUUGAUUUGCCAAGAUCACAUGAGUUUUCCCUCCCAAAGUAGCGUCAGAGGAAACCAUGCAGCUGAUAAGGCCACAAGACAUCGGCUUGAACUGCAGGACAAAGUGUUUCACUCGGCAAGUGACGCGUUAGAAGCCUACAUCGCCGAUUUCGAGAAACGGACACAACUUUAUUCGCGUCGUCCAUCAGAUCUUCUUGCACCCAAACCGAAAUACUACUUCAUGGAUGCUUUAGAGAGAAGCCUUAGGGGUGAUUCCUCGCCUGCAAAGAAAGCUGAGCAGCUAGUGCAGUGGGUUAACCAGACAUACAACCGCGAUCUGUCUGCUAGAGUUGAACCGUUUGGUCACAAAUCUUCUCCCGAGUUACCCGUCUCAUCAUUAAAGCAAAGGACAACGCAAAGUAAAGGUGCUCAUUCAAACAGGAAAUCAGGCCAUGUAGCGAUGCACCAACAAGUAUCUCCCCAUCGAUACAGGGAUGAUGAUGAUUUGUCAUCCCUACCCUCCGCUAGUUCAUCUGUCGUUGACCUUGAUAGUAAUGCAGAGACUGUGGAAACUGAUGUGUUGCUCAGCAGCUACAAAGGAGACUCUGAUGAUUAUCCCAUACAAAGAUCAAGAGAAAGCCCCGGAAGCCAUGCCUAUGGCCACCCCUCUCACAGCAUGGAGGGAAGCACUGAGUACCCCAGCUGGGUGUCGGCCGUUGGCAAGGAAUAUCCCACAUGGGUAGAAGACCUGGACAGCACUUCAGUCUCCAGGGCACACAGAAGUCCUCAGCACCGUCACAGCCCGUCGUCCAGUUCCGAUUUGAAGCACUCCAGUUCAUCCUCUCUUAAAGUAUCUGACCUCAGGUCCAAAUCAAGUCCGGGUAGACCACACCCAAAACGCGAUUGGCCAGAUACCGCAAGUAUAGACACUGAUAUGCUGGUCUCCCAGUCCAUAUAUGGCACCAAGCCUGUAAACAUGGGCGGUGACUUCCAUAAGAGCCUCUACGAGGACAAAAACGUUGCAAGACUCAAUAAAGAGUCUACUAGGAAACUGAAAAAAGGGGAGAGAUCUCGUACAAGAACUCGAAGUGAGAGUUCUCCUAAGUCAAAGAGUCUGAUUCACACGCCUAGUGGGCGACCUUUGUCUCCUAGGGGGUAUCAAAGCGUGCCCCCCAAGACAAGCAGACGGCCGGAAGCGAGCGUAUCGCCCAGUACCUACAGGGACUAUUCGCCAUUAAGGUCGGAGCACUUACGCGCUGCAAGCUCGAGUGAGAGGUUAGAGCCUCGGACUGGGGGUUAUAUUUCUUUACGAGAGGGGAAUCAGAGUGGAGAUAGAGAAAGGGGACAGAGAUAUGUAUCACCUUCGACUUUGAUAAAGCAGAAAGUGUCUGGUCAGUAUAAUGAGGAGUAUUCGCCGAGUUCGAGGAAAGAUCACGAGGGAACAAUGCACUCAACUUACCCUGGAACACGUAAGGAGCUGGAUUCGAAUCAAUACAGAGAGGACGAGUUUUCGCCAAGCUCUCGAAGACAUUACGACCGAACGAAGCCGUUUUCUUACUCGAAGAAUAACUCACGGGAAGAUCACGAGCGAACAAGACAGUCUGUUCAUGGACAAUCAGUCACACAAAGUCAAAACCACUCGUCCAGUAACGCAAGACGAAUAGAAAAGCACUCACCCAGUCACUCAAAACAUUAUGUGCCUCGCUCUAAAAGAACAAAGGGUUCCAAGCAAAAAAGUAAGGAGAGAAAGGAGUUUGAGGGGGAGUCUUCCGACACUGACCGAGAGAUGAGAAAAUCGCCUACUGGGAUCCGCAUGGAGAAGAUGUACCGUGAGCCAUCGACCAUGUACCCAUGGAAAACAGUGAUCCAGUCAGGUAGCCUGCAAGAUAAAUCAGUCUCAUUCAGCGAUAACCAGGGCUAUGGGCACCCUGUGUACGAAUCCACACCUGCAGUAAUGCCAAAAGAAGACAUAAAAUACGUUUCUAAAGGUCCGAGAAGCGAUCCUAAUGAAACGCCGCAUUAUGAUUUCCGUGAGACGUAUACAACUAAACGAGUCACCCAUUACGAAAAGAGACCGCCAGGGAACUUGAAAUCUAGCCCCAAACCAGUUUUUACUAGUACGACAAAGCAAGAGAGUAGUGUUCGCCACAAGCCGCCGUCUGGGCCUAAAAGUACUCAAAGGGUCGGACACCGCAGAAGUCGGACGAUGCCUGACUUGCGAAAGGUCGCAACGAAAUCGCGGCACCUUCCGCGAGGUUCUCGUCACAGUUACGAUGAUGACAUGCUCAGUGUCGUGACUUCCGAUACAGAAGUCCUUGUCACGCAACCAUCGAUGCCAAUUGUCGAUGUAAGUCCUUCAUUGACAUCUGUUUCGGACAGUAGCGAUACCCUUGUCGGGACGGACUCGGAAAGUGAUCGUAAUGUUCGGGAGAGGACUCGUGGUAAAUUGGGAAAAGGAACGAGUACUGUUAGGUUUAGUUCUGAGAUUACCGACGAGCAAAAGUUGGUGCCGAAUUCCGUGUUCGCUUCCUCAAGUCCGUACGCUGCCGUCAGGGAGGAGUUACCCAAAAGAUACCACCUUUGGAAACUAGAUGAUGAUACAACAGCCCCAGAUAGUUUCAUACGUAAAAAGCACACACCCAACGACAAGACUACUAUCAUCUCAUCGUUCCUUGAAGACUGUCUUAACAUUGACGAGAACCAAAACGAAAUAAAGCCACGGGCGCCUGAAUCCUCUAAUUAUGAAGAAACCUUUAUUGCGGACAAGACGGAAGCCAGUCGCUGGACCGGGCGGAUCAGAGCCCCCGGUCCAGUGGAAGCACUGAAAAACAUGCUGUUCACAAUGCAGGACAUGGCGCACCGCGAAGAUGGCGAGGACGAAGGAGAAUCUACAACAUACAGGCCAUCGCGUACGCCUGAAUUGCGUGUUAACGAUCUCGCUAGUGUUUCAGACGAUACGAGUGAAUACUCGGAUAUAUUCCGUGGCCACGAGUCAUUACAAAGAGCAUACCAUCACUUGGAGCGACUCAAACAGCUGGUGGGGAGUGAGGACGAUAGAUCGACCGCCAGCUCAGAGUUCUGAGUCGGGCGCCUUCAUGCUAUGAUGGUGGCCCAAGCUAUAUCAUGAGACAAGGUUUAAUUAAUAGGUACUCGAUUUUGUGAUAAACAGUUAUAUAUUUAUUACAGUGGAUGUGUAUAUAUUUUCUAGCAUACGCCGUAAAAACGCACAUCCUCAUUACAAUAUACUUUAUAAAUUAACAGUAGUUAGGUCUAAAAAUAGUGGAAUUAUAAAAACAAUAGAUAUUAUGUGGAAUAUCUUUCCUAAAAAGUGAUUUUAAUUGAUAUAUUUUGCUAUAAAAUAAAAUUAUUCCAAAAUUGUA
This is a messenger RNA of Nematostella vectensis (starlet sea anemone), 3430 nucleotides long. RefSeq lists its product as uncharacterized. The record is from RefSeq and is a predicted model, not a curated record. NCBI's taxonomy places the organism in Eukaryota, Metazoa, Cnidaria, Anthozoa, Actiniaria, Edwardsiidae. The transcript has 10 exons. The coding region runs from base 91 to 3132 and encodes 1013 amino acids.